AUGUGCAACCUCCCGAUGCGGAGGGCAGGAAACAAAUGGGGAGGGAAGUCGCCCGUCGUUAGAUGCACGAUUUCGGGCAGCGUGUUUCGAGUGACGCGAAAUUGGGUUUGCACGUGUGCCAUGGCGGAGUGCUCCUUCGCUCGCUGCCAGCAGGAACGUCGAGCGAUACGCAAGGAGCUCCAGCGCUGGACAAAGAACAUGGUGUACAUACUGGUUCCACGAAUAUCUCUCCCCCCCUCGCGACAAAAUUCUCCGAAGCCAGAUGGAGUGGACAGAGACGUCGGGUCGAUGGCCAGGGCUGAAGUAUCGGCGCUGCUA
Iphiclides podalirius (scarce swallowtail) is the source of this 318-nucleotide messenger RNA. The record is from the annotation of a GenBank genome assembly. NCBI's taxonomy places the organism in Eukaryota, Metazoa, Arthropoda, Insecta, Lepidoptera, Papilionidae.